This is a messenger RNA of Dendrobium catenatum, 1642 nucleotides long. RefSeq names its product trihelix transcription factor GT-1. The record is from RefSeq and is a predicted model, not a curated record. Bases 130 to 1302 code for a protein of 390 amino acids. NCBI's taxonomy places the organism in Eukaryota, Viridiplantae, Streptophyta, Magnoliopsida, Asparagales, Orchidaceae. The transcript is spliced from 5 exons.
CAUUUCACUCCUAGCCUUUUCAUAAACACUCUCUUUCUCUCUGUAACUUCUAACCAAAUUUGGAAAUUCGGUAAUGGGAUUUGAUCCGGCUUCCUUCAAUCUCAAAACCCUAUUCAUUCUACGACUCAGAUGUCACUCAUCACUCUAGAACAACUCCUCCGCGAGGAGGAGGAGGUGGUGGGUAAGGGAAGGGCUGCGUACUUGUCCGAUAAGCCCCGACCGAUUGAUUUCUACAAGGAGGAAGGUCGCGAGAUGAUGAUCGACGUGGCUAGCAAUGGUGGCCUGCCGCUUCUGCAGCAGCAGAUGAUUUUGGCUGAAAGCAGCGGAGAGGAUCCCGAGGUGAAGGCGCCGAAGAAGAGGGCAGAGACGUGGGUGCAAGAAGAGACACGAAGCCUCAUUAGUUUGAGGAGAGAGAUGGACAGGCUGUUCAACACUUCCAAGUCUAAUAAGCAUUUGUGGGAGCAAAUCUCCGCAAAGAUGAGGCAUAAAGGAUUUGAUCGAUCGCCAACCAUGUGCACGGAUAAAUGGCGGAAUUUGCUCAAGGAGUUUAAGAAGGCCAAGCAUCAGUAUAGGAGCGGUGGGACUGCGAAGUUACCUUAUUAUAAAGAGCUUGAUGAGUUGCUCAAGAACAGGAGCAAGAAUGCGGCUUCCAAAAACCACAUGUCCUCCAAGGUUGAUUCAUACUCGCAAUAUUCCGAAAAAGGUCUUGAUGAUGCUAGUAUUCCAUAUAAUUCCGUAGAAGCUAAUGGAAGGUCAUCUUUUAAUCUGGAAAGACGUCUAGAUCCUGAUGGACAUCCUCUUGCUAUAACUUCAGCUGAUGCAGUUGCAGCUGGUGGAGUUCCUCCUUGGAACUGGAGAGACACCUCAGCAAAUGGUUGUGAUAACCAUAGUUCUUAUGGUGGAAGAGUUAUUCAAGUCAAGUGCGGGAUCUACGCGAAAAAAAUAGGUAUAGAUGGCUCUGCAGAGGCAAUAAAGGAGGCCAUUAAAUCAGCUUUUGGAUUGAGAACAAGACGGGCUUUUUGGCUUGAAGAUGAAGAUGAGGUAGUUCGCAGUCUUGAUAGGGACAUGCCACUAGGGACCUACACUCUUCAUCUUGAUGAGGGGAUAAGUAUAAAGCUCUGCCUAUAUGAGGACACUGACCGUAUGACCUUUCGUACAGAAGACAAGAUUCUGUACUCGAAGGAAGAUUUCCGGGAAUUCCUCCUUCGUCAUAACUGGACUGGUUUAAGAGAACUUAGCGGAUUUCAUACUGUUGAUACUCUUGAUGAUCUCCGUCCUGGAGCUAUGUAUCAGGGCGUUUGAUUGCUUGGUGAUUAAAUAGAAUUAAGUAGUGAAAUGAAAUUAUGGUCUAUGGAGCAUGCUCAUGGUGCUUAAAGAUCACGAGAAAUUAUUCUGUGCGGAGUCUAGACGGAAAAUUUAUGUCCGGACUGUGAGUGUACAUAGUGUUUGUACACACUAUGUACAAAAGAAAAUCAAACUGUGUAUAAAAUUAUACACAGCAUACACACUGUGUACACUCACAGUCCAAAUGAAAAUUUUUUGCCCGGAUUCCACACAGAAGAAUUUCUCAAAGAUCACAGGCUAACCAAAUAUUCUGAGGUGUCGCAUAUACCACAUUAUUUAUAAUAGUUAGAGAGAGAGA